AUGUCGUUGCUGCGUAGGUUUAUCGAACGUCACUUUGGAGGCAUUCCAGAGAGUCUCAAGGAUCUGCAUUGGCUGUAUCGUGUUAAUCCAAAAUCUGUAGGCAGUGCCCCUCAGGCCAUAGAAUAUCGUAUAGUUUCACCAGCUACUCAGACCAACUAUGUUGCGCCUACUGCUUACAAGGUAUCCAACAACCAGUAUUUUAAACGAGAUGUGCGUCGAGCAUUUCCUCAAACUGUGACAUUUACCACAAACGAUCUGGCCGAACUGAACGCACCACUUCUAAAGAGACUUGCUAAUGAUCAAGCCAGUGUGAUGACUGCAUCUCCUAUUCAAGUCGUGAUGAUCAACAACAGGUACAAAUACACACCAUCCAGUCCACACCUCAAGGCAGAUGAAUCCAAUCCCGAGUUCAGCAUUCGUGCUGUGAAAUGA
Messenger RNA from Batrachochytrium dendrobatidis JAM81, 432 nucleotides. RefSeq lists its product as uncharacterized. The transcript is spliced from 5 exons. The record is from RefSeq and is a predicted model, not a curated record. Bases 1 to 432 code for a protein of 143 amino acids. NCBI's taxonomy places the organism in Eukaryota, Fungi, Chytridiomycota, Chytridiomycetes, Rhizophydiales.